Erpetoichthys calabaricus (reedfish) is the source of this 1572-nucleotide messenger RNA. RefSeq names its product secretory phospholipase A2 receptor-like. The record is from RefSeq and is a predicted model, not a curated record. NCBI's taxonomy places the organism in Eukaryota, Metazoa, Chordata, Cladistia, Polypteriformes, Polypteridae. The transcript is spliced from 7 exons. The coding region runs from base 131 to 961 and encodes 276 amino acids.
ACGUCCACUGUCAGUAAGGACAAACUGAAGCGGAGACAUCCACACAGCCUGCUGACCACAAUUCUUGGAAACAUUAAGCAGCAGUUAGGCUUUAGGCUCCAGUUUCCAGCAACAUUGUAACAGAAAAAAAAUGAAUUCGCAAAGUGGAUUGAGUGGAUGGAUAAACAUGAUGGGCAGGAUAUUAAUAAUUCUUGCAGGAUUCAGAUUGUUUGUACUGGCUGUGCACGGAUCCCAGGAGUUUAACUAUUAUUAUGUAAAUGAAACAAUGAACUGGACAAAUGCACAGGCUUACUGCUGGAGUAACUUCACUGACUUGGUGACUAUUGCAGAUGACAAAGAACUUAACGAAAUUCUGGACAACCUUACAAGAGAAAAUUACUCUGAUGCAGAAAUCUGGAUUGGGCUAAAAGAUAUAAAUAUGACCAAUGGAACAUGGAGCAACGGUGAAACAUUCACCUAUCGAGACUGGAAUAAAGGGGAACCAAGCAAUAAUUUUGUAUCUUGUGGCACCAUGUACUACCACAGAAAUGAAACAAACCACAAUGGCACCUGGAAUGACUGUGGCUGUCGAAACAAUAAGACUUUCAUCUGCUAUGCAGUAAAAAGGAAGUUCCAUGCUGUGAACACCAAUAUGUCUUGGUUCUCAGCUCUUGAACACUGCAAUUCCAAUUACAAUGGCAUGGCCACCAUCCGAAGUGAAAGAGAAGAGUGGCAUUUGCUGAAGUACCUCAAUGGAACCAACAUACGGGAGAAAGUGUGGAUUGGGAUGAGGAGCUCCAGGGUCUUUGGAUUCUGGUUCUGGAUGAAUGAUGACCCGGUCGCUUACCAAAACUGGGUAAAUGACUCUUCAGGGGCCAUUCAAGACAAUCAGAAUUGUGCCACUCUGGAUCCAAAUCAGAAGAAGUGGGUCAGGCAAGGCUGUGCAGAACAAGCCCAAUUUGUCUGCUAUAAGGACAAUUAGCAUGGCCAAGAUUGAUUCCAUCAUCUCAGAUGGCUGCAAGGGAGAGACUGCUAAGAAAGAUGGGAGGACAGAUCAUCCACAACAGACUGAUCAGCUCUGUAGGACACUUGACGCUCUUCUGAGAACUGGCAAUGCAAAUUAUAUUUAAAGCUUUGCUUUUAAAAUGUUCAAGGAUUCCAGAUGUCUUUUUCACAAAGAAGAACUUACAUUCACUCAUGAAAGCCAUUUGUACCACUCAAGCAUUUUGUCUCAAAUCUUAAUGAAAUGGCAAAAUACUUAAUUACAAGUAAUAGGGUCUUUUUAAUGAAUCUUCAGUCUUUAGUGACAUUGGCAGUGUUGUGUUUGGUCUUUAGCCAGAGAAAUCUAAUAACAGUAUAUCAGUUGUUUUAUUAAAGGUUUGCUUUUCUAUUUGCAGCAAUGACAUAUGAAACACAGACCUCUCUUUUUAAGGUGGUUUGUAGGACAGUAAAUGGCAGGAGUCAGCAAUAACUAGGAGAUGGAUAAACAGAAAGAAGGUCAGCAUACUGGGAACGAUCAAAACAAUGUCCAUCAAAGCCCAAAGAAGAAGAUAAAUUCAAAAGAAAGCAAAGCAGAGUUCCUCACAGUAACUU